UCGGCGCUCGGCAGUGGCGCCUGGGCAAGAUGGCGGCGCCCGUGGCGGCGUGCCGGUGACUCGGGCCAUGCUGGCGCUGCUGGCCCGGCCGGGCCGCGCCUGGCCCGCCCUGCUGGGCAGGGCACAGCCCGCUUGCAGUCCUGUGCUCCAAGCAGCCAGGGGCUAUGCCAGACCUGUGAUAAAGAAGAGGAAAGACAUCCCCAGCCAUCUGGAUGACCUUCCUCCCACCAUGCUGAAGAAAGAUUAUGCCAACCUCCCAAUCAUGAGCAGCAUGGAUGAUGUGGUGAAACGGCUGCUGUCCCUGGAAAUGGCAAGUCAGAAGGAGAAGCUGAAGGUAAAGACACAGCAGCUGGUGGAGAAGGUCAGGAGGUCUCCUAGUGACAAUGGCUCCUUUGAGGUGCAAGUUGCUAUUUUGACUGCCAAGAUACGCACGCUCGAGGAGCACCUCCAGAGGCACCCCAAGGACAAAAAGAACCGCAGGCUGAUGCUGAUGGAUCUGGACCGGCGGAGGAAGAUGCUGGGCUACCUGCGCCGGGUGAACUACAACACCUUUGAGAACACCUGCAGGCAGCUGGACAUCCAGUACAGCCCCCCCCAGCCCUACACCCGCCGCGUCACCAAGCGCUGGCUGGUCAAGAAAGCUUUGUGCAUCAAGGUGUUCCAGGAGAAGCAGAAGCUGAAAGCAGCUGAGAGACUGAAGCAAAGGCAGGCGAGAGCAAGGGCUGCACGGGAACAGCAGGAGAAGCAAGUGCAGGAGAAGGAGGCACAGGAGGGGACACCUGUGUAGUGGCACAGCCAGGCUGGCACUGACAGGCUGACAAUAAACACCUGCCCAAAGACUUGAA
Molecule: messenger RNA, 845 nt
Organism: Lonchura striata (white-rumped munia)
Lineage: Eukaryota; Metazoa; Chordata; Aves; Passeriformes; Estrildidae
Gene: MRPS15
Product: mitochondrial ribosomal protein S15
Biological process (GO): mitochondrial translation
Cellular component (GO): ribosome; mitochondrial small ribosomal subunit
Molecular function (GO): RNA binding; structural constituent of ribosome
Source: RefSeq, a predicted model, not a curated record